AUGAAGAACUUUAUCGGUGCCGCACUGGUGGCAGCUGUUACAGCUACAGCGACUAGCACUUCUGCUCCGACAUCGGCCCCAACUGGAUCUAGCUAUGCAUCUGGUUUUGACAUGACCAAAAGCUGGGCCAAUCUUAGCCCCUAUAAGGACGCAGAUAGCUUCGGCAUUCCUAGUGGUGUGCCGCAAGGAUGUGAACUGUCUCAGGUGCAUGUUCUGCAUCGCCAUGCGCAGCGAUUCCCCACGGAUUACCCGCUGGAUGGCGAGGGAAUGACCGACUUUGCCGCCAAAUUGACCAAUUACAGCAAGGCUAACCCAGACAAGACCGUGGCUGUGGGUCCUUUGAAGUUCCUGAACAACUGGGACUAUGUUCUUGGCGAGGAUACUCUUAUGGAGAAUGGUGCUGCCACUGAGGCUACAUCCGGUGCCAACUUUUGGAUCAAGUACGGAAGACUGCUGUACCGUGCCGGACGUGAGAAUGUCGCUGCUUGGAGCUCAUCUCUUAACGUUUACGCCAACGGCACAAACCGCCCGACGCCGGUGUUUCGCACUACAUCCCAGGCACGUAUUUUGGAAAGCGCACGUUGGUGGCUCAGCGGCUUCUUUGGCAACAGUGGAGGCAACAGCUCUUAUGACCAGUAUAAUCUUGUCGUGAUACCCGAGCAGGCUGAUUUCAACAACACUCUCGCUUCGUAUGAAACAUGCACAUUUGAUUAUUCGGAAGGCGACAAAGCCGCUGAGAUCUUCAUUCCUCGAUACACAAAGAAUGCUCGCACCCGUCUGUCCUCUUACUUCCCUUCCGACUUCAACCUGACCAGCAUGGACGUCCUUGCCAUGCAAAACCUCUGUGUAUACGAGUACACCAGUCUCGGCGGCUCAUCAUUCUGCUCUCUUUUCACCGAGCAAGAGUGGAAGGACUUCGAGUACAACAUCGACGUGCAGUACUAUGGAGACUACGCCUACGGCUCGCCCAGUGGUCGCGCCCAGGGCAUCGGCUACGUUCUAGAGCUCGCCGCUCGCCUCGAGCAAAAGCUCAUCAACUCAAGCGAUACAAGCAUUAACUACACCUACACUAAUAACGAAGCCCAGUUUCCAUUUGGCCAGCCCUUCUAUAUGGACAUGUCCCACGAUGAUAUCAUCUUGUCCGUGAUCAAUGCCCUUGGUUUCGACUACUUCAAGUACGGUCCCAAGGGAUUACCCGUUCACCUUGACCAUGCGCCUGAGCGCAACUUCUCUCUCAGCCAGAUGACACCCUUUGGUGCCCGAUUCAUUUCCGAGAUCUGGAAUUGCCCUUGUGAUGUCUCAUUCGAUGAUUUGGACCCUGUUCUUUACACCAACCCCACCAUCAAGUCGACUGCCAAAUCCACGGAGUACAUUCGUUUUGUGCUGAACAAUGCCCCUCUCCCACAAGAUGGACUGAUCGGUUGCGAGAAUUCCAGCAAUGGUUUCUGCCACCUCGAUAAGUUCUUGCAUGGGGUGCCCGCUCUGAAGGAAAAGGCGCAGUUCCAGAAGGCAUGCUUUGGUAACUAUACCACCGGAAGUCAGGUCGGGGACGGUGCUCCUGAAUCUUAG
Molecule: messenger RNA, 1569 nt
Organism: Penicillium verrucosum
Lineage: Eukaryota; Fungi; Ascomycota; Eurotiomycetes; Eurotiales; Aspergillaceae
Product: histidine phosphatase family protein
Exons: 3
Coding region: 1-1569 (522 amino acids)
Molecular function (GO): acid phosphatase activity
Source: RefSeq, a predicted model, not a curated record